UGCAUUAGCCAUACUCUCGUUUGUUACGUCAGUCCUUGACACCUAUCAUCUCUUCGAUCUUGGUGAUCUACUACUCUAUGGCUUCUUUGUUCAUGCAGAUCAAAUUGAUGUCCGUGGCACUCAUCCUUCUCACCGUGUCUCUAACGUUUCUACUCCUCAAGUAUGGCAUUUUCUCGGGGCAGGAAUCCGGCAGAUGGGACGCCGUCCACCAUGACUGCAUCGACUCGCCGUUCUUAAAGACAAAUGCUACCGCAACACAUGCAGCAGUAGUGGCUGCAAUGGAGACGAUGAAGAAUAAAAAGAUUGGUCUGGUGAACUUGGAAUCUGACCGGUUAAGGAAUUGGGACGAGCUGGAUUAUGUGGAAGAAAUACAGUUCAAAAGGGUCGAUCCCAACAUCACAUGGGAGCACCUCUUCCCAGCUUGGGUAGACGAGGACGAGGAGGUCAGCACGCCGGAAUGUCCAGAAAUUCAGAUGCCGGAAGAGGAAGAUGGCGACGGUGGUGGGUACGGAAUGGUGGUGGCCAGACUGCCGUGUGGGCAUAAAUCAGAGAGAUGGAAGAGGGACGUGUUCAGGUUGCAGGUGCAUCUGGUGGUGGCGAAGCUGGCUUCUUAUAGCCCCCAGGGAGUGUUGGUGGUCUUACUGAGCGCUUGCCGGCCGAUGGUGGAACUCUUUAGGUGCGAAGACUUGGUGAACCGAUGGGGAGAUGCGUGGGUGUUCCGGCCGGACGUGCAGAAACUGAGAGAGAAGCUGGCCUUGCCGGUUGGCUCCUGCAGAUUGGUGUUGCCAUUGUUGAAGAAGAAAGCCCAAGGGAGAGAGAUAGUAGACUAUGACUUUUCCAAGCUAGACUACCUGCACCAAGAAAAGAAGAUACAGAAUACCAGUUCUUCCCUUUCUCCCACUCGUGAGGCCUACGCCACAGUCAUACACUCAUCAGACUCCUACGUCUGCGGCGCGAUCGCCUUGGCUCGCAGCUUAAUCCACACCGGCACAACAAGGGAUCUUGUCCUUCUCCUCCACAUCAACGGUGACAAGGACGGCGCCUACCACAGACGGAAGAUGGCUCUCAUGGAGGCUGGUUGGAAGAUUCAAGAGAUCGAGAGAAUAAGGAACCCCAAGGCCAAGAAGGGUGCUUACAAUGAGUGGAACUACACCAAGCUCCGCCUCUGGCAGAUCACCGGCUACCACAAGAUCAUAUACCUCGAUUCCGACCUCAUCGUCCUCAAGAACAUUGAUAGAUUCUUUGGCUUCCCCCAGCUCUCUGCGGCCGCGAACUCCCGCAGCAUCUUCAAUUCUGGUUUCAUGGUGAUCGAGCCAUCGCAGUGCACCUUCAAGAUCCUGAUGGAGCUGAUCCCUGUAGUAAGGUCUUCCAAUGGCGGCGACCAAGGGUUCUUGAACGAAGUCUUCACAUGGUGGCACAGGCUGCCAAAGAGAGUGAACAUGCUCAAGAUCUUUGGAUCUCCGGUACGGGUGGCCAACAACACAAGGAUCAUGGGAUCUGAACCGCCGGAGCUGUACGGGCUGCACUACUUGGGAAUAAAACCAUGGCAGUGCUAUAGGGACUAUGACUGCAACUGGAAUGUGGAGAACCAGAGGUUGUUUGCCAACGAUGUGGCCCAUGCGAGGUGGUGGAAGCUGUACGACCUCCUCAUCCCCAUGAGUUUGCAGCCGUUCUGCUUGCUCUCUGAGCGCCGGAAGGUUGGGCUUCAGAGGGAGAUCGAGGAGGCACAGACGAUUGGCUACCCUGAUCAGCAUUGGCUAAGGGCCAUCAAAGAUACCCGGCAACCCUGACUGCUUCUGGAGUAUGUAACCACUUGGUGCCUUCUGCAAGCUGAUCAUAUGGCUGGUCAUGACAAUGUCCAUAAAAUUUUCCUUUUUGUUCUUUGAGUUUCACAUUAAUAGUAAAGAUGCUGAUUGACACAAAGGGGGCUUGGACGAGUGGGGCAUGACAUUUCUGCUAGAUGGGCAGCCAUGGAUUUACUACCGUGGACUCUCACUAGUUCUUCAGCCAAGUGCAAUUGGUGUAUAUUCUGUGUAGUC
Messenger RNA from Nymphaea colorata (pocket water lily), 2039 nucleotides. RefSeq names its product UDP-glucuronate:xylan alpha-glucuronosyltransferase 2-like. NCBI's taxonomy places the organism in Eukaryota, Viridiplantae, Streptophyta, Magnoliopsida, Nymphaeales, Nymphaeaceae. The record is from RefSeq and is a predicted model, not a curated record. Gene Ontology annotation, molecular function: glycosyltransferase activity. Gene Ontology annotation, biological process: xylan biosynthetic process. The transcript is spliced from 3 exons. Bases 78 to 1790 code for a protein of 570 amino acids.